Soboliphyme baturini is the source of this 717-nucleotide messenger RNA. The record is from the annotation of a GenBank genome assembly. NCBI's taxonomy places the organism in Eukaryota, Metazoa, Nematoda, Enoplea, Dioctophymatida, Soboliphymatidae.
AUGACACACGAACAGAUGCUCGCCCGUAACAACGGCCAGCCGGCAGCUCGUUGUCGGCCGGCAGACGUUUGUCGUCCUCGUCCUUGCCCUCGCCGUGGUCAUCAUAGAUCUGGAGUCUGCGUGAUGUUCGAAAACAGCCGAAGCGGUUGUAAGCAUCAGUUGCCAGCUUUACAGAUGCCGCAACGUGCGCCGUUCUCCGUCGAGCCUCACUCGCCCUCUGUUUCCUCCCUACGACCGGAAAAAGUUUCCUCCACAAUGAACACGGACGACGGCGACGACGGCAACGAUGACCAAAAUCUCACCCGACUUACUUCCUACCUCAGGAAGUCAAGAAUUGCCGUUGUGAACAACUAUUCACUUGCCGUCGAUCGCUCUUCGACUGACGUUGACCCUUGCUUUUCCCGAGACCUUGCGAAUGUCAACAAGGAUUUGGAAUCAAGGCGCCAAACACACGCAAAGCCGACGACGUCUAAAGGCGCUGAGGAUUAUGAAAGACUCCGAUGUCCCAGCCGAAGUACUGAGGAUGUGGCGCGGCAUGAGCGGAGACGUCACCACCGCCUAGACUUUCCUGGCGUUUGCUUCUCGGCCUCUCUGUUCCAGUCGAGCGCCAUGAUGAAGUACUGCAUCAUCGGCAACGAGCUGCACAACAUUGCCAACGUCCACAUGAAGCGGGUAAGGUUCCAUGGACAUCGGCGUUUGUCUUGUUACUCGUUAUGA